CGCCCAGAUACACACCCACACCCUCGCACCGACACUGACACAGUCAGGCGCACACACAGCCCCACACCCCCACACCAUGUUGUUGUGCGGAAGGACUUCCACUCCCUGCCUGUGUCGUUGAUGUCAGUGCCCAGGACAGCCUCCCGGCGCUGCGGCUCCCCUGGCUGAUGCUGAUGCUGCGGCUCGGAGCUCGACACUAGGAAUCAGAAGCCGCUGCUCCGCCCCGGCCCCCACCACCCCCAACAUCUGCAUGUUCCCGCCGCGCUGGCCGCUUGCUGCCUCCCCAGCCGGCAGCCUUCCUACGGACUGAGGCUCCCCGGAGCGCUGGAUUCUGCUGGGAGACCCAUCGACCCUCGGAAGAGGAAAUCUUGAGGAUUUUAAUUUCAGUGGUUUGAUUUUUGUCGAGUGGAUCUAUCCAUUCGGGAGCUGAAUUAGGAAGGAAACAUGACGUCUCCAGCUAAAUUCAAAAAGGAUAAGGAGAUCAUAGCAGAAUACGAUACUCAGGUCAAAGAGAUCCGUGCCCAACUCACGGAACAGAUGAAAUGUUUAGACCAACAGUGUGAGCUACGAGUACAGCUGUUGCAAGAUCUUCAGGACUUCUUCCGAAAGAAGGCUGAAAUUGAGAUGGACUACUCCCGAAACUUGGAGAAGCUUGCAGAGCGCUUCCUGGCCAAGACUCGGAGCACCAAGGACCAGCAGUUCAAGAAGGAUCAGAAUGUUCUCUCACCAGUUAACUGCUGGAACCUCCUCUUGAACCAAGUGAAACGAGAGAGCAGGGAUCACACCACCCUGAGCGACAUAUACCUGAAUAACAUCAUCCCACGCUUUGUCCAAGUCAGUGAAGAUUCUGGAAGGCUCUUUAAAAAGAGCAAAGAAGUCGGCCAGCAGCUCCAGGAUGAUUUGAUGAAGGUCUUGAACGAGCUGUAUUCGGUAAUGAAGACAUAUCACAUGUACAAUGCUGACAGCAUCAGUGCCCAGAGUAAACUGAAGGAGGCCGAAAAGCAGGAAGAGAAGCAGAUUGGCAAAUCAGUGAAGCAGGAAGACCGGCAAACACCUCGAUCGCCAGACUCCACCGCCAAUGUCCGCAUUGAAGAGAAGCACGUCCGCAGGAGCUCAGUAAAGAAAAUUGAGAAGAUGAAGGAGAAGCGCCAAGCCAAGUACACAGAGAAUAAGCUGAAGGCCAUUAAAGCCCGGAAUGAGUACUUGCUGGCUCUGGAGGCGACCAACGCAUCUGUCUUCAAGUACUACAUCCAUGACCUCUCUGACCUCAUUGAUCAGUGUUGUGACCUAGGAUACCAUGCCAGUCUGAACCGGGCCCUGCGUACUUUCCUGUCAGCCGAGCUCAACCUGGAACAGUCAAAACACGAGGGCCUGGAUGCCAUUGAAAAUGCCGUUGAGAACUUAGAUGCCACCAGCGAUAAGCAGAGACUGAUGGAAAUGUACAACAAUGUCUUCUGCCCACCCAUGAAGUUUGAGUUCCAGCCGCACAUGGGAGACAUGGCCUCGCAGCUCUGUGCUCAGCAGCCGGUCCAGAGUGAGCUGGUCCAGAGGUGCCAGCAGCUGCAGUCCCGAUUAUCCACCCUCAAGAUUGAGAAUGAAGAGGUGAAGAAGACGAUGGAGGCCACCCUGCAGACCAUCCAAGACAUCGUAACCAUUGAGGACUUUGACGUGUCUGACUGCUUCCAGUACAGCAACUCCAUGGAGUCUGUCAAGUCUACUGUCUCAGAAACCUUCAUGAGCAAACCCAGUAUUGCCAAGAGGAGAGCCAACCAGCAGGAGACAGAGCAGUUCUACUUUACGAAAAUGAAGGAGUAUUUGGAGGGCAGGAACCUCAUCACCAAACUUCAGGCCAAGCAUGACCUUCUUCAAAAAACCCUGGGAGAAAGUCAGCGGACAGACUGCUCUUUGGCCAGCCAACGGAGCUCAACAAUAAGGAAACAGGACUCGAGUCAAGCGAUUCCUCUUGUAGUGGAGAGUUGCAUCCGCUUCAUCAGCAGACAUGGACUGCAGCAUGAAGGCAUAUUCCGGGUGUCUGGAUCCCAAGUGGAGGUGAAUGACAUCAAAAACGCCUUUGAGAGAGGAGAGGACCCGCUGGCCGGAGACCAGAAUGACCACGACAUGGAUUCCAUAGCAGGUGUCCUGAAGCUUUACUUCCGUGGGCUGGAACACCCCCUCUUCCCCAAGGACAUCUUCCAUGACCUGAUGUCCUGUGUCAGUAUGGACAACCUUCAGGAAAGAGCCCUGCACAUCCGGAAAGUCCUCCUUGUCCUUCCCCAGACAACGCUGGUCAUCAUGAGAUAUCUCUUCGCCUUCCUCAGUCAUUUAUCACAGUUCAGUGAAGAGAACAUGAUGGAUCCCUACAACCUCGCCAUCUGCUUUGGGCCUACGCUAAUGUCGGUGCCCGAAGGCCAUGACCAGGUCUCCUGCCAGGCCCAUGUGAAUGAGCUAAUCAAAACCAUCAUCAUCCAGCACGAGAAUAUCUUCCCGAGCCCCAGGGAGCUGGAGGGCCCCGUCUACAGCAGAGGAGGAAGCAUGGAGGAUUACUGUGAAAGCCCCCAUGGAGAGACUACCUCAGCUGAAGACUCAGCACAGGACAUAACCGUGGACCACCACACCAGCGACGAUGAGUGUGAGCCCAUUGAGGCCAUUGCCAAGUUUGACUACAUCGGCCGGACAGCCCGAGAACUGUCCUUCAAGAAGGGGGCCUCCUUGCUGCUCUACCACAGGGCCUCUGAUGACUGGUGGGAGGGCCGACACAAUGGCAUUGAUGGACUCAUCCCUCAUCAGUACAUCGUGGUCCAAGACACCGAGGAUGGUGUCGCGGAGAGGUCGAGCCCCAAGUCUGAGAUGGAGGUCAUUUGUGAGCCACCUGAAGAAAAGGUGACAGCCAGAGCGGGGGCCAGCUGUCCCAGUGGGGGUCAUGUAGCCGAUAUUUAUCUUGCAAACAUCAACAAGCAGAGGAAGCGGCCAGAAUCUGGGAACAUCAGGAAAGCCUUCCGGCAGAGCGAGGGCCAUGGGCUAAGCAGCCCCCUGCUGGACUCCUCCUCCCCAGGGCCCGGGGGAGCCAGCUGCCGUCCCUCCUCCCAGCCUGUCAGCAGCCAGAGUCUCCCCAAGGAGGGGCCCGAGAAGUGUUCUGCCAGUGGGCACGGGGGUCUCAAUUCCAUCAGCCGACACUCGUCUCUGAAGAAUCGACUGGACAGUCCUCAGAUCCGGAAGACAGUAACGGCAGGGAGGUCCAAGAGCUUCAACAACCAUCGGCCCAUGGACCCUGAGGUUAUCGCGCAGGACAUUGAGGCAACGAUGAAUUCUGCCCUGAAUGAACUCCGGGAGCUCGAGCGGCAAAGCAACGUGAAGCACACGCCUGACGUGGUCCUGGACACCCUGGAGCCCCUAAAGACCUCUCCGGUGGUAGCACCUACUUCAGAACCCUCUAGCCCCCUGCACACCCAGCUCCUCAAGGACCCUGAACCCGCCUUCCAGCGCAGCGCCAGUACGGCUGGGGACAUCCCCUGCGCUUUCCGGCCGGUCAAGUCAGUCAAGAUGGCCGCCCCGGUCAAGCCACCAGCCACACGGCCUAAGCCGGUGGUCUUCCCCAAAACCAACGCCACCAGUCCUGGCGUCAACUCGUCAGCAUCCCCACAGCCCACUGACAAGUCUUGUACGGUCUGACGGACACCAUCCGAUUGUUCCAGACAAGGGGACUUGAGGAACCAGAGACUGUUAUUAAAAUCUUCCUAUUUAACUAGCUUGGGGACUUCAGCUGAAAAUUAGAUUCUAAGUUAUUCCUGCAGGAAUAGACUUCCCAGCCGCCCAAACCCUUGAGAAUGAAGCUCUCCCUGUCUCCUUCCCUGCCCACCCCCACCUGUUCCCUGGCCCCCUUCCUUAGCUUCCCUUGGUCAGUCAUAAUCCAGCCAGCUACAGUAUAUACCAGUCUUAGGCAAUAGCCAGAAAUAGAUCUUUCCAUUAUCAGGUCACUGUGAAAUCUGGCAAGGCAAACAGUAAAGAUGUGGCUCGAAUCUCAGUCCUCCUCAAGUCACCCAGGAUGCCUUGCCAAAGUGGUUGGCUGCUAAUACACCCACCUCUCAGUAACACCAUGUUUGGGUACUGGUUAAAAUGAACCAUAUAGUCUCUGCUUCAUUACACACAUACACACACACACACACACACACACACACACGCCAACAGUUGUAGAUUAGUCUCUGGCAUGUGUAGACACUCCUGGUUCCGUGACCCAUGGCUGUGUGUCUCUUUGUAAGUUAUUGUGGCAGUUCACACAGUGACCACCAGGGUCUGUUUGUUUCCGUUACAAACCCUAUUUUGUCUGGGACAGGAGAACUCAGCCAUAGAAAUCUCUCAUUAAAUGAAACUUAAUCAGGAUGGGAUUUGACCCCCGAGCUCCACGUGGGCUUAGGGGAUUUCUCUCUUCAGCCUCUUUUUACUGAUGUGGUUUGGUUGGUUGGUGUUUACAUCUGUCCCCUUCAUCCUCCAUAACUACAACCAAACUCUGUAGUAAGUAAUAAUCCCUUGUAAAAAUUACCUGAAUGAUACAUUCACGUUAGGUGGGAGAAGGGGCAUCCUACUUCCAUUUUCUACACUAGAAGGAAUCCCACUGAAGAUGGUUUUAGUACCUGGACCCUUGAAAAUGGUUUUAGGAGAGUUUCAUGGUCUUCAGGGCAGGUUUGGGAAAGUUAGCUAGUGGCAUGUUGUUCUUCUCGUCCUCCUUUGGGGCACUUAAGACUCAAAGACUUAUUGUCCUGAAGUCAGUCAGUCAUCAAUCUAUUUGGCUCCAAGAGAUCCAGUGAAAUUUCAAAGUAGGUUUGGCCCCUAGAAGCAAGGUGACUCGGAUGCCACUUGUAAGUUGCUGCCCACUGUCCUUCAGCCUGUGUCUCCUGGCUUUAGUUACCACCCAGUGCCUCCCGGUAGAAGGGGGGGGGGCUUGGGGAGCCAUUGUCCGAUGUUGAGAGCCACUUGUUGGCCAAAUCUGUCAACAGCCAUCUAGGAAUACCUGUCUUGGUUGUAUAUUGAUUCCACAAACCAAAAAGUCUCCCUGAGACUGAAAUCUGAAGACACUAUCAGCAGCUGAGUAGGUUAACUGAGCCUGUGAAUAAGGAAGGGACUGAUGGGCCAACAGUUUCCUUCCCCGAUCCUUCUCCCACGGCCCACACAAAAGGUCAAGAUGAUUUCACCAUCUGCUCUAGCCCAGCCUCCCAAAUCCUACCCGCUACUUACCUCUCCCCUGAUAUCAUUCUGUGCCGGGAAUACUGGGGUGAAAGGCCAAGCCGCUUAGAGCUCCUGGGUCUCAGAUAAAGAGAUGAGUUAAGGCCCAACCCCAUGUGUUACCUUAGAACCACAGAAGCUGUGUUUUCUGGUUUGGAGUCAUAUUCUUUACCUGAUAACUUUUCUGUGGUUUCAGAGAGAUAUGUGGUAGUUGUCUUUUGGGAGAGAAACCUAAAUUUUCCAAUGUUUGGCUCAAAACACCUAUCCUAAAUCACCAUUUUUUUUUUAAAUGGUUUGGAGUCAGAUCUAUCAGAGGUAGCAUUCCUUUAUCCUUCAUAAAGAAAUGAGCUUUGUGAGGAGGCACUUAGCAGAAAGAAGCUUUGGAACAUGGAGGGCCAAGGCCCCAAGAGGUGGAUUCCUUCGGUGACAUGACCAGACCUGGAAGAGAUGACUUAGAACCACUGGACUCGUUGAGCAGUCAGCUGCUCUGUUUAGUAGCUCCCAAAAGGGAUGGUUUGUUCUAAGCCCUGAGCCUCCAAUGGAUCUGUCCCCCCUGGGGAUCCUUUUCCGUCGGAGCAAGGAGAGCCUCAUCCUUCACUCUACAUUCCUUAGGUGACAGCUUGGAGAUCCUCUUCACCCAAUGAUCUGAGUUGGAACCCACACCUUCCAUUUUCCUCCUACCCUCCCCAAUUCCAGGAAAGGGUGGAGAAGUUUUCUCAAAACAAAGUCUUUGGAUCUGUUCUGUUACUUCUUGCCUUCUUUCUUUUUGUGUCCUCUACAUCCCCUCCACUCCCCGUCCCACCCAGCCAACAUCCAUCUGCUGAUGGGCAUCAUGAGCUGAGCAGUGUGUGAAUGGGAACCCACAGUUCAAAGUCUUAGCCAGCCCUCCAUGCCCCUAGGGGGUGGGGGGUGGCGUUGUCUUCCCCAUCUCUGGUGCUUCUGGCACCGUGGAGAUAUCUGGUCCUGCCAAGGGGACUCGGAGCCAGUGGGGAGAGAGCCCAUCUUGGCGGGGCACUGUGCAAUCGGCCAGAAUGGAGGUGGCACACUGUGAUUUUUACACCAAAUUGGGAGCCAGCAACCCAAGGGACCCUGCAGAGAGAGCCCUCUGCUGAGUACCCUGGCCCAAACCAGCGGCACACACGUGAGAGACAUCCCGCCGCCUCUGUGGUGUGUGUUGUGAACUCUGAAGGGGAGGAACAGGAAUUAGUCCUUGUGUUGUACAGUAGGGCCUGCACCCUACCUGAAAGAAAAGAACAAUGAAUUUCCACCCAACAGCAUGCUGGCCCCAGCCCCGUCCCCCAGGGAGCCAGGGUUCCUCCUGCAGAGAUGAGAUGAUGCUGGCGGAGGAAUGAACAGACCACUUUGGAAGGGCUGGUAUAGAUGUACUUCCUAUUCAGAAGAGAUAUUAGAUCUUCCAGGGAAAUGCAAUGUUGUGGCGUAUGACUUGUAUGUAACGUUUGUGUAAAAUGGUAUAUUCUUUAAAACAAUUGUGUUGAUAACUGGAAUAAUGUAUGUAUGUAUGCUUGGAAAUGCUUUGUAUGAACAUAAGGCUGUCACUCAACAAAGGUUGGAUUGGGGAGAAUCCAAAGCACAACUUCAAAAUAAAAUACAUUUUUAGGUUA
Vombatus ursinus (common wombat) is the source of this 6839-nucleotide messenger RNA. It is a transcript of the gene SRGAP2, whose product is annotated as SLIT-ROBO Rho GTPase activating protein 2. Gene Ontology annotation, biological process: signal transduction; negative regulation of cell migration. Bases 445 to 3669 code for a protein of 1074 amino acids. NCBI's taxonomy places the organism in Eukaryota, Metazoa, Chordata, Mammalia, Diprotodontia, Vombatidae. The record is from RefSeq and is a predicted model, not a curated record. Gene Ontology annotation, cellular component: cytoplasm. Gene Ontology annotation, molecular function: protein binding. The transcript has 22 exons.